Truncatella angustata is the source of this 3084-nucleotide messenger RNA. Its product is annotated as adaptin N terminal region-domain-containing protein. Bases 1 to 3084 code for a protein of 1027 amino acids. The record is from RefSeq and is a predicted model, not a curated record. Gene Ontology annotation, biological process: Golgi to vacuole transport; protein targeting to vacuole. Gene Ontology annotation, cellular component: AP-3 adaptor complex; endosome membrane; membrane coat. NCBI's taxonomy places the organism in Eukaryota, Fungi, Ascomycota, Sordariomycetes, Amphisphaeriales, Sporocadaceae. The transcript has 3 exons.
AUGUUCGAGAAAUCACUGUACGACCUCAUUCGAGGCAUGCGGAAUCACAAGGGCAACGAACGAGAGUACAUCCAGAACUGUCUCAAAGAAUGUCGUGCCGAAGUCCGAAGCCAGGACCUCGAUCUGAAGGCCACCGCCCUCCUGAAGCUCGUCUAUCUCGAGAUGUUUGGACAUGACAUGUCCUGGGCCUCCUUCAAUGUCCUCGAGGUCAUGGCUUCGCCAAAGUACCACCAGAAGCGUGUCGGAUACCUGGGUGCCAUACAGAGUUUUCGCCCUGACACGGAGGUUCUGAUGUUGGCAACAAAUCUUCUUAAGAAAGAUGUGACAGGCGCUUCCACCACCACCAUCGCAUUGCCUAUCGUCGCUCUGCCUCACCUUAUAACGCCCUCGCUGGCCCUCUCAGUCCUCUCCGAUCUCCUGCCGCGGCUGGGCCACUCGAAUCCCUCGAUACGCAAAAAGACCAUCGUCACCCUCUACAGGAUGGCGCUGGUAUACCCAGAAACCCUGAGGGCUGCUUGGCCAAAAAUCAAGGAAAAGCUGAUGGAUCCAAACGAGGACUCUAGCGUUACGGCAGCCAUCGUAAAUGUUGUCUGUGAACUGGGCUGGCGGCGGCCUAACGACUUUCUCCCUCUAGCGCCCCGGCUCUUCGAAUUGUUGGUGGAUAGUGGUAACAACUGGAUGGCAAUUAAAUUGAUAAAACUGUUUGCUACCCUCACUCCGCUCGAACCUAGGCUCGUACGGAAGCUUCUCCCACCUUUGACUGAAAUCAUACGGACAACACCUGCUAUGUCUCUGUUGUAUGAAUGCAUCAAUGGCAUAAUACAAGGUGGCAUUCUAGGAAGUGGAGACGACGACAGCGGCAGCGAAGAGAUCGCUUCGCUUUGCGUCAGCAAACUGCGCUCUAUGAUCAUGAUCGAUGGUGACCCGAACCUCAAAUAUGUCGCGUUACUAGCAUUCAAUAAAAUCGUAGUGACACAUCCUUGGCUGGUCGCCCAGCAGGAGGAUGUCAUUCUAGAAUGCAUUGACAGCACUGACAUUUCUAUCCGUAUAAAGGCUUUGGACCUAGUUCAGGGCAUGGUAAACAGCGACAACUUGGUAUCAAUUGUCAGCCGUUUGAUGCGCCAACUAAAGCAUGCUUCUGCAGAGGAUCGCAAUGGUGCUUCUACAGAUCCCGCUGAUUUGGAAUCGGACGAGGAAGCGCUGGAGCGUACAAUCAACCCUGCGCAAAAGACCAAGGAACGAGCUCCUCCCCUGCCUGACGACUACAGAAUCGAUGUCAUCAGUAGGAUAUUGAGCAUGUGCUCUCAGCAGAACUACAGCAAUCUGAGCGAUUUCGAUUGGUAUAUCGACGUUCUCAUACAACUUGUCCGGACAGCGCCUCUGCCACGGCCCGUUGAUGAUGUGGAAUCACUUGCCGCAACAGGGAGGCCCAACGCGGGCGACGUGUCAGAAAGAAUUGGAGAUGAACUCAGAAAUGUGACAGUAAAGGUUCCAGCGAUCCGAUCGGCAUGCGCAGAGGCCGCUGAAAUCAUCAUGGGCCAAUUCAGUAAAGACGCACUGAGAGGGUCUUUUAUUGUAUCUGGGGCCUUGAAACCCGUGGCGUGGAUAAUAGGGGAGUUUGCUGCCGAGACUCGUGCAUCGGAGGACAGUCUGAAUCUACUGUUACAGACAAUUCCACGUACCUCUUCUGCGGAAGCCUUGGCAGCAUGCGUGCAAGCUGCCACCAAAGUCUUUGCGCUGGUGGCUGGUGACAGUCUCGCUGUCUGGACACCAGAGAGGAAAUCCAAGAUUUCACUCUUGAUGGCACGCAUAAUUCACACUUUCGAACCUUUAGCUAUGCACCCGAACCUCGAAGUCCAAGAACGAGCUGUUGAAUUCAUGGAGUUGUUGAAGUUGACGGCUGAGGCGGUCUCUAGUCAAGACGCUUCAUCGGCCGAGAUGCAGCAAGAUGCGCCUCUACUUCUUACUCAGGCUAUUCCGGCUCUUUUCGCAAGUUGGGAGCUCAAUUCAGUGGCAACCGGGGCUCAAAAGAGUGUGCCGUUGCCCGACGAUCUUGACCUUGAUGAAGCUAUCAACCCGAAUCUUAAUUCUCUACUAGCAUCCGCCGAUUCGAUCACUGUACCAGCAGAUGAAGCUGAUGAGUUUGAGAUAUACUACAACAAGAGACCUCCCCCAACCAGUAUCGCUUCAGAGCCAGCACUCAAGCGUCUUACAGACACCAAGGAGGAAGUGGUCAACUCUUACCAGCAGCCAAGCGAGGAUUCAUACCUUGAUGCAGACAUUCUCGCCAGGCGGAAAGCUGAACGCCUUGAACGAAAUCGUGAUGAUCCUUUCUACAUUGGAGGAGGCAGUGGUCUUCCGGGAACCUCAACUCCAAUACACAACAUACUUCAAAAUUCGAAUGGCCCGGAUUUUGAUGUAGAUUCAAUUCCCGUUAUGGAAUUAGACCUGGAUCAUCUCAACGCAGGAGUGAGCAGUAGUCUACCCACGCAGAAUCAUAUGCCCAUUAAACCGAAACCGAAGCCAAAGCCGCGACAGAAGAUUAUUGUGGCAGCCGACGAGACACUGGCCGGUAGUGGUGGCUCUACGCCUCGCAACUAUGAUUCUGAGAACAACUCGGACAGCUUCACCAAAUCACGUGCGAAGAAUUCCAAAAAUUCGCUCUUUCUAGGUAUAAGCUCAGCUAACUUGGGAUCUCUCAAUCUCGAAGAUGAUCCUCAGGGCCAGGGCUUUGACUACGAAGCGAAGCAACGCGAAGAUGCUGAGAUGGCACAAGCUGUGAAAGAGGUUGAACGCUUGCGGCUUGAAAUGCAACGCGCAAACGAGCGAAUUCAAGUAGCUCAGGGUGUAGAUGUAGAGGGAACGGUCGUCAAGAAAAAGAAGAAGAAAACUACAGUCCCCGCAGUAGAAGGCGGAGAGGAGCUCACCAAACCCAAGAAGAAGAAAAAGAAGGUCCCUGUCAUGGAGAGCGGGCAGAGUGAAACCACUGAAGCCCCUGUCGAGGAAGCUGCCGAGCAAACGACAGAAAUCGCAAAACCGAAGAAGAAAAAGAAGAAGGCAAGGGCAGCCGAAAUUCAAGAUUAG